AAUGGCAACGGGCAGUUCACGCAAACACAGAACAAUCGAAGCCCACGGAUGAAGAGGAGACGGAGUUUCUACUGAGUCAUGGAAUACAUCUCAUACCAAUUACUACUGCUAAUUUUCAACGUGUCAGACGUGCUGAGUGUGCUGUGCAGCAGAACCACCUACACCUACUACUCCAGCACCACCUACUUCCCCUGCAACUAUGGCUGCUGCGGCUCCUCCAGGACCAGAUACUGCUGCUCCAGUUCUACUGUCAACGCUCGGUUCAGCGGUGGCAGCACAGCUGGCAUCGUAAUAGGCAUCCUCUUCGUCAUCUUCUGCCUCAUCAUCAUCACCUACUUGUGUAAGAGGAAGCGGUACUAUGGACGCGUGAUGAGGCCAGGUGCAGUUGCACCCCAGCAAGUGCAAACUGUACACGUAUCGCAUACAUCAGGAACAAUGAUGGGCCAGCCUCGUCAGGCCUACCCGCCCAUGUAUCAGCCUCCUGCCUACGGACAGACACCAAUGUCAUACCCCCAGCCUCCACAACCUAUGCGCCAACAACAACAACAACCCAUCCAUUCUGCACCCUUGGACCCAGGCUAUGUGCCCCCACCCCCGUCCUACAGCGCCCCACCCCCAGGGUACAAUGCACCCCCACCAGCCUACAAUCAGAUACAAGGUUAUCCCCCUGGGUACUACCCUCCAACAAAACAAUAGAACAUCGCUGGCAUUUCCAUAAAAAAAAAUAUACUUUGUGAUAGCAAGAGGCCUAAGUAUUGUGGCUAAGGUAUUAUUUCGAUUCAAGGCUUUUUACCAAGUACAAAAUAACGUUUUUACAAGAGAAUAUUUAUAUUUUUCAUGCACAUAAAAAACGAUAUAAACAUAACGAUUGAAAAGUCUGUUAAUAUGGUUGUGUGUUCACUGCGUACCAAGGACUAUCAUAUAACAGGACGCUAUGUAAUCACAUAUGUUAACUCCAUUUAUCGUCGUUGUGCAGCGGAGCUAGUGAUAAUCAUCACAGACUUAAAGUCACAUCGUGAAAUACACCGCGCUAUAUAACAAACAACCAGUGAAUAAAGUUCACUCCUGCGACAGAACGCGCAUCGUUCACAGCGACGGUAGUGGUCGCAUCGGGUUUCUAAGUAUAACGUUAUUGCAUAAUAACCUUUCCUGCUGAAAUGACACAGUGACUGUACAGUAAACUGUGUGGAAAUAUUAUGUAAAUACGCACGUUUUUCUAUCGAUAAUAUAGAAAACACCUAAGCACACUAAGCACACAAAGGAAAAUAUACAUUUUUUUACAGAUGAACGCUGAGUUUGUACGUGGUUGAUAUAUUUUGAAACGUUGAAUACUAAAACUUACAGUUUUGUGCAAAAUUAUGAUGAGGGGUUCUCCAUAUCUUGAUUUAUUAAAGUGUUAAUUUGCCAAAGAAUGCAGAGCGAUCCCUUACUACUUUUCAUUAUAAAAAUACCUAAUACCUUAAAAAUGUAAGUGUUUCUUAAUACAGACCGGUGGACAUCUGUAGCAAUGCUAACAACCAUCCUCGUCCCUUCUCGAUAGUUACCUGGUUUACCGUGUGGGGUAAAGUCGUUCACUUUGUACAUACAACACGCCACACCAAAGCACCAUGUAGGUAAGGGCUUCAUGUAUGUCCCCAUGUGUUUAUAGUUUCGAUACGUCUGUCAAAUACCUGUUGUACAGUGUAUGUCCGACUUGUGUACGCUAUUAUCCGUGAUGGAAUGCCCCAUGGGGAUUCAGGGCUGGGACUGGGUCCCCGCAACCUAUGGGGGUCGUAAGACACAACAGGUCUGACUCGGUCACGUGGUUGACUGCAUGUCAUCGUACCAUGACGAUGUGGAGGGAUGUUUAUCACAUUACACUGGGGGUAUCUUGUCCACACUCGAUUGUUUACAGGCAACAGUCACACAGUUGGAAUACUGCUGAGUGCGGCGUUAAACAAGAAACAGACAAGAAGUUAAUGAUCAUUCCGUAUCAUUGACAAGUGAUGCUAAGGAGUUCCUGAGUGUAAUUUAUAUAGUUACGGCCAUAAUAAUAUUACGGUAAAUAUAUCAGUGAAUGCAUAUACAUAUUUCAUCCAACUUACAUUGUGUAAUUUGUAGUCAUGUAAUAUAAAUGGAAAAUAAUAGACAAUUGUUUUUUACAUUUUCUAAACUUUCCCUAAUACUACUGUGCCUUACAGCAGUGUCUAACGCUCAGUACAACCAGUGCACUUGUAUAUAGUUUCCACCACAAUAUUCUUCACAUCCGGUGAUUUAUCUUUGUACACAGUUGUACAUUAGUUUGUUAUCACAAGUCGUAUACAGAUACUGAUGUCAUAGUGUGUCCAUAGGGAGUUACCUGUCAUUGCAUUGCACACUGAUUCACGAAAUCGGGCAACUAUUGUCUUCACACAAGAGUAUAGUAGGUUAAUGUGCAUAAUAUGUUUUCGUACAGAGAAUCAACAUUCAGACGAAACAAUAUUCAAAGGAACUUUUAAUUUUAGCCUUUGAAACAACACUUUACCUGUUUCAAUAUUUACGUUUAAUCAUAAAUUCACCAUUGUUAUAAACUGUUUGACUGUCAUUUGUAGAAGUUGAGUUGGAAAGUAACAGUAAAGGAAGGAUAUUUUACGGACGACAAGUUCCAUAUUCUAUUAUAAUGCGACGUUUCGGCACAGAUCCUUAUACCGCUGUCAAGCAAGACAACGAUAUAAGCAUACCUAUAGAAGUUGCCAUCGAUAAAAUAUCCUGACUUUACCAUUGUAAUAACUGGAUAUAUUUACCUGUGGAGACAAUGUACGAAGUGCACACGUGCGAAUACCAUUACAUGUUGGUUAAUAUAUGAAGAAUUACUCAUAUUUAAGAGAUAUCAGAUUGGUUCGAUGCACAAAUGAACAUACUGGUAUGUUAUGUGUACCGACGCUCUUGAAACGCAACCAUAUGUGACGUCAUAGAUCCAUGACUCGAGAUGCACCAUUUGUCUCGCGCAAGAUUAGCGUGUAAAGUUUAGAAAUCACAUGCAGCAUAUCGUGAUAAAAAUGAAGAGACUCUGUGGUAACACUUGACUGGUUGUCAGUUUUGUCAUUGAUUGUUACACACUGAUUACAUCUCUUCUUAACGUACAUACUUCUCUAUAUGUUUCUAUGGUUCGCGUUUCUUUUGGCGGUGAGUAUAAAAUUCCUACCCACAGACGUCACCUCCCCUACUCCGAAUACAAUCAUCGCACCAGUGAAAGACAUUGCCUUCCACAGGUGUAUAUAGUGUAUGUGUUCGGAUGAUAUAGGGUUUGUAUAUGCACACAUGCUUGAUUGAACCAGACUGUGAUAUUUGUCAAGCAUGACAAACUAUAUGAUAUCAAGUUUACAGAAGCUUGACUAUUACGUUGAACUGUUGAUUGAACGUUGUAAAUAAAGUUUUGAAAGGUA
This is a messenger RNA of Haliotis rufescens (red abalone), 3404 nucleotides long. Its product is annotated as protein shisa-5-like. The record is from RefSeq and is a predicted model, not a curated record. The transcript has 4 exons. Lineage: Eukaryota; Metazoa; Mollusca; Gastropoda; Lepetellida; Haliotidae. The coding region runs from base 79 to 696 and encodes 205 amino acids.